AUGACCCAGACCAGACCCAGACCCAGACCAGACCCAGACCCAGACCCAGACCAGACCCAGACCCAGACCCAGACCCAGACCCAGACCCAGACCCAGACCAGACCCAGACCCAGACCAGACCCAGACCCCCGACACUAUUCAGUGCUUUCAUUUCAUUUGUGUUUAUCAGUUCGAAUCGCGACUAAAGCAAACCCCUGGGAGGGAAAGACACUCAAACCAGAAAGUGUCCAGAAUCAGCUGGAAACGUCUCUGAUAAGACUGUGCACACAAAGUGUGGAGCUGUUUUACCUUCACGCGCCGGACCACCAGAAGCCCAUUCAGGACACACUACAGGCCUGCAACCAGCUGCAUAAAGAGGGCAAAUUCAAACAGCUGGGCUUAUCGAACUAUGCAUCAUGGGAAGUGGCAGAAAUCUACUUCAUCUGCAAACACAAUACCUGGGUGCUUUCUACUGUAUAUCAAGGCAUGUAUAAUGCAACCACACGACAGGUGGAGACUGAGCUGCUGCCAUGUUUGAGAUACUUUGGCAUCCGUUUCUAUGCAUACAAUCCCCUGGCAGGUGGGCUUCUGACUGGAAAAUAUCACUAUGAAGAUAAAGACGGCGCUCAGCCUGCGGGCCGAUUCUUCAGGAGCAGCUGGGCAGGUACUUACAGAGACAGAUACUGGAAGGAGAGUCAUUUCCAAGGCAUAGAUGGCAUUCAGAAGGCUCUGGAAGCACCGUACGGCUCAGAGAAACCCACCCUGACAUCAGCUGCUAUUCGCUGGAUGUACCAUCACUCUCAUCUGAGGGGUAAUCAUCGGGAUGUCCAGCAUGGAGCAGCUGCAUGAGAACCUGACAGCAGCCGCAGAAAGUCCGCUCAAACACGCCUGGGAUUUAGUGGCCCACGAGUGUCCAAACUACUUCCGCUAGAUGCCCCGUGACAGUUAGAGAAUAAAACGAUAUGAAGCCUAAUUUGUAAGAACUAAUACAGAGAUCACUUUAUUUUUUCUGUGUUCAUAUUUUGUGAGUGAACAGUUACAAUUGAGUUGGACCAGCCUUCGGCAUCCUAAUAAACACAAUGACAAAAUGAAACAUCUCUGAGCUCACCAACACUUGAUUUUUCUCCAUGUUUACAUGAGAAUGCAGUACAAAUCAAUGUGAUAGUGGCAUUUUGAUGAAUAACUGUUUUGUUGUCUUGCCAAAAACUUGUUAAAAUAACUUACAUUUAACAAUAAGAAUAAAAGAGAUCCCCUGUUUGCCUCCGUUCGUUUCUCUCCGUUCAGUAGUCAUACUAAACUUUGUAUUUUUGUAGAAAAUUGUAGACAAUAGAAACUAAACAGUGUGCAGAUGACUGUGAUAGUAAUGCGCAGCUCACUGAAAGAACACUCAAUAAAACGUUUCAUGGUUUUAUGUUGGAUCGACACAAUGAAUGUUCACAAAAA
Molecule: messenger RNA, 1422 nt
Organism: Sinocyclocheilus grahami
Lineage: Eukaryota; Metazoa; Chordata; Actinopteri; Cypriniformes; Cyprinidae
Product: aflatoxin B1 aldehyde reductase member 2-like
Exons: 7
Coding region: 1-828 (275 amino acids)
Source: RefSeq, a predicted model, not a curated record